AUGCCUGCCGUGUUUGGUCCUUUCGAAGACCUGCUAGAUCUGCAAAACAAGGCGGAUAAUGCUGCUAACCCUGGUGACGGUACCGCUGUUGACGAGGCUGAUUCUGAAGGACAAGAUCAGGGCCCGGCGAAGGAAGAUGCUGCUGAUACGGGCAAUAAGGAUGAUGAAGAAGAGGACUUGUCUGAUCCGGUCCCUGAGGAUGAAGACGAUGGGUAUCUGAGCGAUGGCUCGGACGAGCACCUGGAAUCUGCUUCGCUUUCCAGUGCUUUGGCUUUGAAGCGAUUCUCACUAACCUUGCUGGUGCCGAUCCUCAGGAAAGCAGAGGUUAAGCGCGCGGCUGUGACGAUUGCUGCGUUGUUGGAUGACUGGAAGGACCAGUUAACUCCGGAUGUGCUGCAAACAACGACCUACCAGGAGCUCACGGCGACCUUUUUCUCCGGCACACGCUAUGGUUGGCUGCAAGUCACGUUUAACCACGUCAGAGAUGCGAACUUCGUAUGGAACCAGGUCAUCAAGCAUGAGUGUGUGAAUGGGGACAUCAUCGAUCUUACCUGGCAGUUCCCUGAAGAUGCGCGUUUCCUCCGUGAACGCGUUCUGAACCCGUUGGCACAGGAGGUGGUGGUCAAGGGGGUGCCAGCCGAGAUCUCUGCGGAGCUUAUUCGCCAUCUGCUGGUGGUGUCAAAGCUGGUCAAGCGAGGCAGGAGUGCCUUCGCCAGCGGCUUUGGCUUUCACCGAACGCUGGACUCGGUUUCUGGGCUCGAUACUGACCUUAUUCUCACCUCCACAGGAGGGAUGCGGGAGGAGUGGGUGUGUGUGCAGACCGUGUGCGAGAAGGCACAGGGGAACCGGUUCGAACAAGCAGCGGCUCACGUUGCAUCUGCCAAGCACAAGGGGGGUCUGCGAACAGAAGGAGCGGCAACCCGCGCCAGCAAGAAUUCCCAAAAGAUGGCUGCUUUCAAGAAGGACUUCAUUGUCAAGCAGUCAGCGAAGUGA
Molecule: messenger RNA, 993 nt
Organism: Closterium sp. NIES-65
Lineage: Eukaryota; Viridiplantae; Streptophyta; Zygnematophyceae; Desmidiales; Closteriaceae
Source: the annotation of a GenBank genome assembly